This is a messenger RNA of Ruditapes philippinarum (Manila clam), 5093 nucleotides long. RefSeq lists its product as uncharacterized. Gene Ontology annotation, molecular function: patched binding; calcium ion binding. The transcript has 20 exons. Lineage: Eukaryota; Metazoa; Mollusca; Bivalvia; Venerida; Veneridae. The coding region runs from base 136 to 4362 and encodes 1408 amino acids. The record is from RefSeq and is a predicted model, not a curated record. Gene Ontology annotation, biological process: regulation of gene expression; smoothened signaling pathway; cell fate specification.
AAUUAUUUAAUAUUAGGAGUGUAUUCAGAGUAGAACGCAUUAAAAUAUCAAUUGUUUGACACAAAUUAACAAUUCGAUACAAAAAAAUCAGAAAAACUUUCUUGGAGAGGAUGUAAUAAGUAAACUGAACUGGAAAUGCAACUCGUAAGUUUUGUGGUGAUUGUUGUUGUCAGUUCGGGGUCGGCAAUCACUAGGGAUGAAGAUUCCGAGUUCAAUGAUGAAAUUCAUUAUAUGGAGCCAGAAACUGGUGGGAAAUUAACUCUUCAAAGUAAAGGAAAAUUGUCGGCAAUCAUAGAUUUUGACCAAAUACCUGCUGUAAAGAGAGUUUUGUGCAAAGGAAACAAAAUUCUCGUUGCCCUCAAGAAAGACCAACCUGAUGUGACGUCAUGGAAACCUGGUCAGCUUGUUAUCGGCAGUAGCAACUGGAGCUGCGCUCAUAACGUCCUAAAGCCGGAAUCCAAAACCAUUUACGCUAAAAUUGCUAAAAUAAAACGUCCAAAAGACUAUGUCAUCGAGUUACAUACGACAUAUGCUGGCCCCUUAGAUAUGUUUGAGAGAGCUGAUAUCCGGGUUCACUACGAGCAAGGCAAUCUGGUUCCCAGUAGACAUAGGCGGUAUCUGUCUAACCCACUUCAUACAGUGCUCAACCAAAUUGACUGGAAUGCUUCGUUUACAGAGAACAUACCAUUUAACUUGAACCAUGACAAUCAAACCCAUGAAGUAUUCAAUCUGUAUAAAAACAAAGGCAGGUAUGAGCCGUCAGCAGACACAGAUGACAACACAACAUAUGACGGAAAAGACUUUCUUUUCAAAUGUUUUAGUUGCCAUGGUUACAGUCAAAUCUCUUAUUUCUUUGAACUAAAGAUAUUUAAAGUGAACAACCAAGCUGUCGUCAAGAAAUAUACAAUGGAAAUGGACCUGAACACACAUGUGAAGCAGAAUUACAGUUUAUAUACAGACGAGGAAAUAAGCCUUACAAAAUCAGGGACAAUUCAACAAAGUCCAAGAUUUCAGAUUUUUCAAACAGAAAUAGCUAAACUAAGAGCCCUUCCUCCUAUAGUAUUAACAGUUAAUUGCUCAACCCAGUCAAACAUUCAGCUUAAAACAUCUACGAAAAGGGCAACAAUUUACAGCGGAGACUUAAGCAUACAUGGACGGACAGUGAUAACUCAAAAGUUUGAGGAAGGGAAACCAUCACAAACUCGCGUGACUGCUUACAACUGGACAGUGACGUCAUCAAACCAACAUGUGGAUACAAAUGGUACAAUGAAUACGACGUUUGCAGUCUUCCAGAACAUGACUGUGUUUCCCGCUCUUUCAUGGGCAAUGAAGGAUGUAGAUAUGAACCUUGGUCCCCCAAUACACGUCAGUAUAAGACCAACAGUGAAUGUUUUCUCAACCACAGAUAGUGUUGCACGUUGUGGCAAAAGCUCUGUAAGCAUUGAUAGUAAUAUAACAGUUGCUGAGACAGACUUUAGUAUUGAUGCCUUUGGGAUCCAUAUCUGGUAUGUUAAACUUAUGAAUAUCCUGGCUAGGAAACUUAACAUAUUACACCAUCCAUUGAUGUUCAAUUGCCAUGCUGACUGUCAUGGUCCGAUUGAUAUAAGGGCAGACGAGGUGAUGGAGAUAGCUUGUCUUGAACCAAGUAAUCCAAUUGUAAGAGGAGAUGACAGAUUUAAAAGACUACAUCAACUAUGGGGAGACUUUAUCCUGUUUACCUCUGAAGAAGUCAAUUCAUCAUGGUGUGGAAAACCUGGAAAUCCGUGUGUUAACUGUUCAUAUCAGGUGGUUGGUUACGAUGACAACAACACAUGUGCUGAUAGACUGAUGAACUCAGAUCUUGCUACUUCUGUUACUAGACUUGCUAAAUUCGUAGAAGCUGAAUGGCCUGACAGAAAGCUAAUUGUCAAAGAAGCUUGGGAUGAGCCAACAUCAGAUUUUCCAGACAGGAAACAUGGAAGUACAUCGGUUUUCUCCGAAGGAAGAGCCGCUAAAGUUGCUAUUUCGAAACCAUUUUCCAAGAAAGAAAAUGGGUUUCCACCAGUCGAAACAGAUGCAUUUAUACUUCAAAGGUUGAGUGAACUUGCUGUAUGUUCGAAUUUUGCCUACGUGAAAACAGAAAACUCAAGCAUAUCUAUGUGUGUAAAGAAGAAAGUCCAAUCUACUGUAAAGAAACGCUCGAUUUUAUCCCGUACAAGGCGGUCAGGUCACGUUGAGCACUCAAUGGUCAGAGACAUGCUUGAAAAUCUUGGAAAAGCCGUGCGCAAAUCUUUGGGAGAUUUAGGGACGGCGCCAACACUUUCAGUUGGCAAGAGUUAUCCCUAUGGAAUAAAGAUGAAAGAGGCUUGUGGUGCAUUUAUUGGUAAAGUUUCCCAGGAUGAUGAACCAAGAUUUAAACGGCUGAUUGAAUACCCAUUGUCUGAUGUAGAGUUUGAACGUGAAGGAUCGCCUGAUUCGUGGUGUGGUGUAGAAACUAGACAGUGUCAAGAAUGCAGUGUGGCCUCGGACGAUUUAUCUGACCACUGGACAUGGUGUGGAACUCGAACCAUGCAUAUGAGAUUAGCUGUACGCUUACAGAGACUUGUUGUUAUUGCAAACGGGCAUGUAAGAGUUGAAAAGGCACUUUCAUUGAAUACUAGUGACGGAUCUUCCAGUUUGUUUAUGGAAGGGAGGGCAGCAAGAAUAAGUUUAUCACCAGGAUCAACGCUGACCAUGGCUCAGUUUGCAUCUAAAGCAAUUCUUGCUGGAUUUGAUUAUGUAUCAUAUACCUCACCAGACUAUCUAGAUGUUUGUGUCAAGGUACAAGAUGGCAUUCAAACACACAUUGUGCAAUUCCCAUUGGUUAAUCUUAUUGGAGUUCCACUUCCGCUCGGCGAGGAAGAUGAAUAUGAUUACCCAGAACCCUUAAAGAAUGAAUCAAGGAAACCUUUGUUGUUUGACGUUUCCACAAGUUCUAAUGCCAUCGCAGAGCAUUUCCGAUUGAGCAAUUUUGUAAGCCCGGGCAAGCGCUUUAUUAGACUUGACUCUGUUUUAGUCAGUCUUCUCGACUUAGGAUUUAAAGCUUUUGCUGGUGGAUUUUACGUCAUUUCCGGUUCUGGAUACAGACCAAGGUCAGUAAAUUUGGACAACAUAGGAACACGACACGAUAAAGAGAAACUUCGAUUUGAAAUGGGACAAGCUGUUGAAAUAAAGCCAAACAAACCAGCUAAUGUUGACAGUCUUUUUGAUCUUGCAAUAGCCAUGAUUAUAGUAGCAAAAACUAUUCGUAUGCAGCGCAUAGGCAUAGGCAUCGGUACUAAACCUGACAGGUUAUAUUUUGAACUUAGACCAAUGACUGAGGAAGACAAUAAAUCAUUGGAAGUUUGGGACAGUGGAAACUCAAUUUUAUUCCAGAAAUUAAAUGAAAUAGCGACAUUAAUUUAUAAAGGAGGCACAGUUGUUUAUGCCAGAGAAGACGCUGUUAUUUGCAACAAACCAGCAUUAGGAGAUAAUUAUUUUUACUUUAAUUUCGAUCUUGACCAGGAAGGGUAUUGCUGGGUAGCAAAAGAUGACUUUUGCUCCAAAACAAACGAACAUCGUUACAAUAUCAGCCUCGUUCUGCAAAGGCGAUUGACGUCUGCUGCUGGCACUGGAAAACUACCGCGAAAAGAUAUUCAACCUGAAAUAGAAGACUGUGUUGUAAACACGUGCGGAGGAUGUCCGAGUGCCGGUGCUAUAUGGAAGCAAAAGGUUAUCAAAUGUACUGAAAUGAUUCUACGAUAUUUAGAGCGGGCAAGCACGCCAUUUCAGCCUUUGAAAGAUAAGGUUUCGGUAUUUAAUACAGAAAAUCAUGAGUCAGCCGUGCAUUCACAAGCCUGCCAUGACGGCAAAAUAUGUAUUGAAAAUACACAGAUAUAUUCCCUGUUGAUGCCUGUUAUAACUGCAACAUAUAAACAUGACAAUGCGGACGAACUGUUGUUUGGUGGAGCAGAUAACCCGAGUCCUUUGUUGGAAAUUGUUGAACAAGAACUCGCUUGGAGAGCCGAGGGAAACGUGGACGCUUACAUUGAAAAUGCAAAAGAUAUAAGUGCUCUUAGAAAUGUUAUAAAGAUAUUAAUGAUGUACAACAAGAAAGUCAAUUUUAUAACAUUUCACCUUGACCCGGCCGCAGACGAAGAUGACGUCAUCAUAACGUUACAACGUCAAGUGGAACAGUGGUCGGGUUCUGUGUGUCCGAAAUGGAGCAGGCUAGUUUCAACACCGUACACUUUUAUCACAAUACCGCAUGAAAGGAAAAGACGCAGCUUGGAAAGAAGUAAAGACAGGAACAAAAUGAAACUUGAAAUGAGAAAUUGGGAGGUUGAUUGGAUGUUUAAAUCAUAAAAAAAAAAACACUUUUCAAUGCCAAGUCGAUGUAUUGUUAAUAUCAUGCUUUAUAAGAGUUAUGCGUUUUUAUAUUUUUAUAAACUGUGAACUAUGUUGUUUUGAUUCUCAUGUAUUGUGUAUGUAUGCUUUAUAAGACGUUUUUGUUACCUCCCCUGUUUCGGAGAAAAAUUCGAGCUAUUAUGAUCGCUUCAGUGUGGUUAUUGUUGUCGUCGUUGUGCAAAAACAUUUUAACCCAUUUUAAAAGGUACAACAAACAUGAAACUUAGUAAACUUGCUGGUUAUAAAAAGCUGCUGUUGUAAGACAAGGGCGUAAUUCUAAAAGCUAUAUUUUCAGAGUUACGUUUCUUUCUAACUUAAAAUUCAUGUCAAAACUAUGAAAAUUAUCAAAAUAAAACAUGGAGAACUUGUUUAUCAUGACAAGGUUUAGUUGUUAGACAAUGUGAUUAUUCUGAAAAGUAUAUGUUGAUGUUAUGUCCCUUUUUAACAUAGCUUUGUCAAAAUUUGUUUGUUAAAUCGAAUGAUUUUAUUACUAUUUCUAUAAAGAUAUUAACAUGAAACUUGGAAUACUCGAUAAUUAUGAUAACAUGAUAAUGAAAGAUGCAUUAUUAUUAAACCAAUAUUUUAGAAGACAUGUUCCUUUGUAACUUGAAUAUUUAUAAGAAUUGUUUGCAGACGAGCGUUAAACACCGCAUGCGGUGCUCUUGGUUUACUGUGAGAACUAAGGAUAU